Molecule: messenger RNA, 1146 nt
Organism: Nematolebias whitei (Rio pearlfish)
Lineage: Eukaryota; Metazoa; Chordata; Actinopteri; Cyprinodontiformes; Rivulidae
Product: centrosome and spindle pole-associated protein 1
Exons: 9
Coding region: 1-1146 (381 amino acids)
Biological process (GO): positive regulation of cytokinesis
Cellular component (GO): microtubule; spindle pole; centrosome
Source: RefSeq, a predicted model, not a curated record
AUGACUCCCAGGAGAUACCUGACCCCGGGAACUGUACAGAGGAGGCAUUGCCUGCAGGUGCAGUGGCAAAAGAUCACGACUCUGCCUGACAUCCUUCUCCAGAUCCAGGAGCAACAAGAACUCAGGCGUCUGGAGAGGGAGGAGAGGGAGCGCUAUGAGGUCCAGUUGGAGGCCGACAUGAAGAACCACCAGCCCUGGGGGAGAGGUGGAGGAGGAGCCCCUCUGAGGGACAGCAAUGGGGACCUCAUUGCUGACCUGAACCAGAUGCACAAACAGAAUGAGGAGGCUUACAUCAACCCAGAGGUGAGGCAAAGGAGAGCAUCUGCUGCCAGAACGUCCUGCCAGGGAGAGCGGCCUGACUACACUGAGGAGGGGUCUUCUGGUGCUGUCCCAGAGUACAAGAACCAUAACAUAAAGGACAGGAUCCCAGGUUUCACUCAUGUCCAAACACCACAGUUCGCUAGAGGCAACGUUUUUGCUGUCCAACCCACCAAACAGCUUCAGGAGCAGGACAAAUACAAAGCUUAUCUCAAACAGCAGAUUGAGGAGAAAAUGCAUAAAAAAGCAGAUGAGAGGGAACAACACAGACUAGAGGAGGAAAGGGAGGAAAAGAGGCUGGCAGAACAGAGGGCUCGCAUCAAGAAAGAGUAUGAGGAGGAGCAAGAGAGGAAGAAACGGAAGGAGUUGGAGCAAAAAGCAAAGAAUGAGGAGCUGAUUCAACUGGCUGAGCAAAAGAAGAAUGAAGCAAAGAGGAAAAAGAAGGAAGCUGAGGAGAAGGAGACCGCAGCUCUGAGGAGACAAUAUGAGCGAGAAAGACAGGCACGAGUAGACGAGGUCUAUAGGGAGCCUUCACCUCCCAUCCCCACUCUGCAGAGAAAACAUGGGCAAGACCAGCAACUGCCCAGACCUCCUACUGUUAACAGCCAAAACUCUACUGCUCCUGUGUCUGCGCGUUCUUCCUCAGGUAUUCAGUCUCCUCCUGUCCCUGCCUGUAGGAACCAACUCAGAGCUGCAGAGGACCACCAUGAUGUGUUCAGUGAGCUGUCGGCGUUGCGUUGGCAGCUUCGAAGUGAACAAAAGCGAGUGGAGCGUCACCUGCAGAAAGGUGAAUGGGAGGAGCUGGAUUCUUCCAUUAGUAUGAGGUGA